Lingula anatina is the source of this 1492-nucleotide messenger RNA. RefSeq lists its product as uncharacterized. Gene Ontology annotation, biological process: proteolysis. NCBI's taxonomy places the organism in Eukaryota, Metazoa, Brachiopoda, Lingulata, Lingulida, Lingulidae. The record is from RefSeq and is a predicted model, not a curated record. Gene Ontology annotation, molecular function: serine-type endopeptidase activity.
AAAUGUGAUGUGAACAUAUAUUAUAUUUUAACGUUAGUUGAAAAUACCAGAACGCCGUUGAAAGGAAACCUUUUUCAAAUCAAACGACACUGUUCAAAGAAAAAGGAGCAUCAUUUGAAGUAUGCAGACAUCGGCAGUCAUAGGUGUUUUGGCUUUCUGGCUGUUUACAAUGACAGUUGCACAUCACAGUGCGGGGCAGGUGAACAACGUUAUGACUAGAUACACACCCGAGGUACCACCGGGGAAAAAUGGAGAUUACAAAGCCAUUCGAAAAAAGUUACAAGAUGUUGUUGUAUUGAGAGUGUCAGAAGAACAAGGAUUAGUGCCACUUAUUGAGUACAUGGACCGCUCUGGGAUACAAGGACAAUACAUCGCUCGACUUUUGCCUGAUGCAAAGCACGUUCAAAUCCGUAGAAUCAUCAAAGAACCUGAACGAAGACAACAAGUUAAGUUUAAUAGAGACAAGGAUUUCCUCAUUCUGCGAAACAUAAGUAAAAGCAACCUCGACGAUUUGCGUCAACUCAUCGAUGCCAUUGCUGAAAUUGAACAGGACAUCGAGUUGUUUCUAGCCGCCAAAUACUGCAAAGAGUACAAUGAUGGCAAUGGACGUUAUAAAUGGGGGCUGGAUGCUCUUGAUGGUAAUGCACUCAAUGGCAAGUAUAAUAUCUGGGGCGAUGGUAAAGAAAUAGAUGUAUAUGUGGCAGACACAGGCAUCAAUCCAAACCACGAAGAUCUCACAGGGAGAGUUACUAUUGGCUGGCCGACAUCUACAAGUGUGGAUAACCAUGGUCAUGGUACCCAAGUGGCCAGUAUCAUCGGGGGAACCAAAUGUGGUUUGGCAAAGCGUGCUAACAUCAUUUCCCUGAAGGUUUGUUCAAAUGAUGUAUGCUAUGUUUCCGACAUGAUGGAUGCUUGCCUGUGGGCAAAACAAAGAGUGCAAAGCACUGGGCGACUCUCCGUUAUUAACUUCAGUUUUGAUGGGACUUUCUCCAGGUCUAUGAACGACGCAGUCGAUGAUCUACUCGCAGCUGGAAUCCCCGCAAUUGUUGCAGCUGGUAGUUCCAAUAAAGACGCUUGCUAUGUCUCUCCAGCCAGCACGCCCAAUACCCUCACUGUCGGAGCGUUUAAUGAGCGCUUUGUAAAGUCUUUUUUCAGCAACGAUGGUCCUUGCGUAGAUCUUUACGCCCCGGGUGAAGUUAUCGAAGUUGCUGACUUCCCUGGAAACAAUCAAUUUACUACAUUGAGUGGCACCUCCAUGGCAGCUUCGUUUGUAACCGGCGCCGUGGCUGCCUUGUUGCAGGUCCUCAGGGACAACGGGACUAUCAGCUCACCCUCAGCACAGGUCGUCAACUACGCCAAUGAGUACAUCAUAAAGUACGCAUUGCCUGGAAAACUUACCGGUGUCGGUGAAGCCAAUUUUGCUUUGUCUACUCCAUGCUUGGAUAUCUGAGUCCUUUCCACUUCAGUGGAACUAACGUACUAAUGUACUAGA